This is a messenger RNA of Thyridium curvatum, 2853 nucleotides long. RefSeq lists its product as uncharacterized. The transcript has a single exon. The record is from RefSeq and is a predicted model, not a curated record. Gene Ontology annotation, molecular function: sequence-specific DNA binding; zinc ion binding; DNA-binding transcription factor activity, RNA polymerase II-specific. Gene Ontology annotation, biological process: DNA-templated transcription; positive regulation of transcription by RNA polymerase II. Lineage: Eukaryota; Fungi; Ascomycota; Sordariomycetes; Thyridiales; Thyridiaceae. Bases 1 to 2853 code for a protein of 950 amino acids.
AUGGAGUCGCACAUGGACCGGUUCCGGGUCCGCCUCCCGUCUGCCGUCAGCACACACUCCAACACCUCUUCCUCCUCCGCACAAGGGGCGGGUGCCACGGCGGCGGCGGCGGCGGCGGGCACGGCGCCCCCGUCAUCGACCUCGGCGCCGCACACCAACCCCGCCGGCACCCCGCUGCGGACGCCCAAGGCAGGCUCCGCCGAGGGCAGCCCGGCGAUCCCUCCGCCGCCGCCCUCGGCCGGCAGGAUCAUCGCCUGCGACCGCUGCCGCCACUUCAAGAAGAAGUGCAGCAAGACGCCGCCCGAGUGCACCACCUGCGCCGCCGCGGGGCUCAAGUGCUCCCUCGCCACCGUCACGCCCGCCAGCACCUCGGAGCUGCGCGCCCGCCUCGCCUGGGUCGAGAGCUUCAUCAACCAGCGCCACCUGCUCGGCAAGGACCAGUCCAUCCAGCAGCUGCCCACCGGCACCGACCUCGGCGAGAUCGCCGACAGGUCCGGCGCCGUCGCGGCCGCGGCCAUGGGUCCCUCCCCCUCGGCGGCCGGGUCGGCCGGGGCGCACAGCCACGACUCGCCGACGCUUUCCUUCCGGUCGAGGGGCGGCCGGCGCCUGGACGACGACUCGAGCAUGGGCGACGCCAACAGCCCCAACGGCCCGCCCGUCAAGCGCAAGCGGCUCGAGAGCCUGAGCGCGUCGGGCGACAGGCCCUCUGACGACGCUGUCCUGCACGUGCUGCCCGAGAGGCCCGAGGAGCAGACGGGCCGCACCUUUGUCGAUGCCUACUUUAGGGAUGUGAAUCGCGCGUAUCCCUUUGUGGACAGGAACCGGAUCCUCGCUACGCUAGAGGCCGAGGGCGGGCGCGUCUUCUCGAUGAAGGAGCGCGACGCCGACUCCAUCAUCGUCUACCUGGUCAUGGCCAUCGGAUACACGACCCUGCAGCGCGCGGGGCAGGUCUCGCCCAACAUGGACCUGACCUUUGAGGUCGAGUACAAGGAGGUGCUCUCCGAGUGUCUGAUUGAAGAGACCUUCGACACGGUACAAAUCCUACUGCUGCUGGCCAUCUACUCAAUCUCCGACCCGCGGGGCUUCUCCACCAGGCCCAUCGUCGACAUGCUCGCUCGCCAAGCCAUACGGCUGGGCCUGACGCAGCGCGACCUAGCGGACAAGGGCCUGACGCCGACGGAGAUCGAGCGCAACCACCGCCUCUUCUGGAGCAUAUACGUGCUCGACCGCAUGGUGGCCGCGUCGGCGGGCAUGCCCGUGGCGCUCAACGACGCCAACAUGAACGUGCCGCUGCCGGGCAUCAUGGUCGAGGAGUUCUCGUCGCCCGACUGCAACGAGACCAUGUCGAUGCUGCAGGUCGCGCGCCACAUCAUCCAGCUGCGCAAGCUCGAGGACAAGGUCAUCCACCAGGUGCACCUGCGCGAGCGCGCGAGCAUCUCGUCCCUGACGCACUCGGACCGCCGGUCCAUCGUCACCGUCCUGCGCACCGAGAUCGAGGACUGGUACAGCAACGGCUGCCUGCUGCGGUCGUCCGAGGUCGACAACGUGCGGAUCCACAUCCGCAUCUCGUGGCUCGCCGCCCGCUACUACAACCUGCUGCUGCUGCUCUACUACCCUUCCCACUUCAACCCGACCUCGUCCCUGAUCUCCAAGGGCGAGCUGCUCUCCAUCACGCAGAAGCACGUCCAGUCCAACGCCGUGCGCUUCCAGCACCGCCAGCUGCCGCUCAACCACAUCACCCUCUGCCGCCUGCUCCACGUCUGCAUGAUCUUCCUGCACUGCUUCCUGUAUACUAUGCAGCAGCAGCAGCAGCCUGGCGGCGGCGGAGGGGGAGGAGGGGGAGACCAGGCCCCGCCGCUGCCGAUCGCCGGCAUGCGCGAGGAGGUCGACAUCACGGCGGACAUGAUGGAGGCCUACGCGCCGCACUACACGCAGGCCCACCGCGCCACGGCCAUCAUGCGGCAGCUCUCGUCCAUCAUCGCCUCGUCGACGGCCGCGGCCGCGGCAGCGCAGCAGCAGCAGCAGCACCCACCGCCCACGUCGUCGUCCACCAUGUACGACCCGACGGGCCGGUACCCCUCGACCACCUCGUCGUCGUCUGUGUCGGCGGCGGCGGCGGCGGCGGUACCGUCGUCCGCCACCGGAGCGGGGGCAGGGGCGGCGCGCCCCCCCGUCGUGCUGCUGCUGACGGACCCCGAGCGCGCGUGGGUGCACGCCAUGCGCGCCGGCCUCGCCGAGGUGACGGAGCACGUGCUGGGCCGCGGGAGCGUGUUCCGCAUCGUGCUCGACGAGGGCGACGAGCUGACGCCCGGCGGGUGCGGGACCGGGGGCGGGCUGGACAGGUCUUCUAUCCCCAACGGGCCGCUCACGACGGCGCCGCCUGGUUCCGCCGGGCAGGGGGGGUCGAGGGCGGUGUCUGCAUCGGCGUCGGCGUCGAUGGUCCCUCAGCAGCAGCAUCCUGUUGCGCCGCAGCCGUUGCCUGCGGCGGGUAUGCCGGCGCCUAUGCAGCAGCAGCAGCAGCAGCAGCAUUUGCCGCCUCCCCCCAGCAAUGGGGGUGGGCCGGGGCAUCAUCACCUCCAACACCCACACCAGCACCACCGUCCGCAUCAUCAUCAGCAACAGCACCAGCACCAGCACCAGCAUCACCCGUCGAUGGGCAUGGCGCAGCCGCAGGACAUGGGCCACAGCAACCACCAGUACUUCAACGGCGGGAAGGACGACCUCGAGUACGCCAUGAUCCAGGCGGGCGAUGGCGACGGGACUACUACUAGCAACGGGGGCGGGGGUGCCGCCGCCGCCGCCGCCGCCGCCGCUGCCGGGGGCAAGAAGGUCUCGAUUAUGGACUUUUUAUGA